GAUAUUACGGUUCAUGUUGCCAGGGAGUGACUGAGCCGUAGUCAUACAGACACAAUAGAGCUGCAGUCACCAUGUAUAUAGCAAGUGUUUGUAUUUGCAACUAUUAGAGCAAUAUGUAGUAUCUCUCAAACUCUGUGAGUGUAAUUUCGAAGCGUUGUUCUGGGGCUAUUAUCAGUGAGCUCUGAUGCCCUUGCACUAACAAGCUAUCUUCGUUAGACAGUAGGAGAGUGCCCGUGCAGUGCACCGUUAGCUAGCUUUAGCCUGUUUGAUAAUAUUAUAGCUGCCUUGCCAGUUUUUACUAUGGAGUUUCCUUUUGACAUAAACCAAUUAUUCUCCGAGAGGAUCUCUAUCUUGGACCAGACCUUGGUUGCAGGCCGCAAAUCUACAGGAAGGCCAGAUCUUCAAGCUCACAUAGCCACAGUUAUUGAUGAACUUGGGAGGGCCUCAGCAAAGGCCCAACAGCUCACAGCACCUAUAACAAGUGCUUCCAAGCUGCAGACCCAGAAGCAUCAGCUCUAUCUUGUUAAGGAUGGAGAGAGCAGCGGAGGACGUGGUGUGGUUGUGGGAUUUCUGAAGGUUGGCUACAAGAAGUUAUUUUUGCUGGACCGACAGGGUGUGCACGUAGAGGCAGAACCACUGUGUGUUUUGGAUUUUUACGUAGCAGAGAACCUGCAGCGAAAUGGCUAUGGGCUUGAGCUAUUUAACUUCAUGCUACAGCACAAGAAUUUAGAGCCAGUGCUGAUGGCUUAUGACAGGCCUUCACCUAAAUUCCUAUCUUUCCUGGCAAAGCAUUACUGCCUCACACAGAGUGUUCCUCAGGUCAAUAACUUUGUGGUCUUUGAAGGCUUCUUCCUCAACAGAGCAGCGGCCCAGUUGAGAAAGGUUCCCCCAAAAAAGCCAGACGGAGAGAUCAAGCCUUACUCUUUAAUGGAGAGAGAAGCUGUUCGCCAGGAGCAGAAGAGUCUUCCUUGGCCGUUUGCUCCUCCCCACUCCCCCCAGCGCUCGGUAGCCUCUCAGUGCUCCCACUCCCUCAGCGUGGGAUGCUCCCCCAGCAGGGCACCCCCUCGAGUCGCUCAAACUUCUUCCCCUGGUUGCAACAGGAACCAGAGCCCACAGUCACCACUCGGCAAUCGCUGCAGAGCAAGACGCACUAGUAGUCAACAGGGUCUAGUUGCGAGAUGCAACUUGUACAGUCGACACAUGGACACCAGAGCUGUUGGACUGCUGGACAGACACUCUCCAGCACCAUGUGCCACCUCAGGUCUGAGAGCAGUAGGGGAUCAGUCAUACACAUUGGGAUACAGUAUUCACUCACAACAAAACAGGAACUGGCUCGUCUUGCUUCCACCUCUUUCUACAUCCAAGAAGGACUGCAUGAGCAGCACUACCUCUUUAGACAGGAGAGAAAUACACCUGAGCACAGAUCCUGAAUCCCAUCGUUCUGAAGAGGAGAUGAAGGUUCUGGACAGUUCACAGCAUCCAUCAGGCAACCAGAGACCUCUGCUGUGGGAGAGUGACAGAGUUGAAGACAGGUCAUGGGCUGUAGGGGUGCACUGCUACACUGCCCAGUGGGUGAAGCAGAAGCAGGAAUACAGGAGCACCCGGCCCUGGUGAAUGUGUGAUGAUUACAGACUUUAAACAUUAUCAAAACGUUGAUGCCUAAAAUGCUUUCAGACAUGUUUGAGCUGACUUUUGAGAGCCCAUGAUGCAACAAUUUCUUUGUGAGCUUUAAGUGCCCAAAGUUCAGUUCAGAAAAAAAUACACUUCCAGUCUUUCUGGUUUUACAAAGGCUAUUGUAAUGUCUGUCUUAGUUGGUUUCCCAAAUGAGUUCUUCAGCUGUCAACUAGCUCAUCUUUUCUACUCAACUGCAACUGGGUAAGAUGAACUAAAUGUGGAGCAGUUUUUCUGUAGAACUCAGACUGGCUGCAUCCUUGCUAAUUGAAUAAUUGGCCCAUUAAAUCAGUGGUGUUACUGGCAAGACAGGUCCAGCUAACUCAGGUCCGUUUUUCAUUUUAGUAGCCUUUGCACUGAGUGUUGUUAGAUUCACUUAUUUGGUUGUAGAGAUUCAGGGAAACAUUGCAUAAGACAAAGGUUACUAACGUGAUCUUGUUUUAUAAUGACUUCUGUAUUUAAUUAAUUACCAAAAUGAAUCCAAUGGACUUUAUUUGAGAAUUUCAUCAUCCAUUUUCUUGUAUUACUUGGACAGAUUGGAUAGGAUGGCAUAAUAGCAUGUUAAAUUUUCAGUUGAUCACAUUUGGGUUGUUGAAUUUUUUAACAAAUAUUAAAAAACAGUGAUACAGUA
Molecule: messenger RNA, 2302 nt
Organism: Oreochromis niloticus (Nile tilapia)
Lineage: Eukaryota; Metazoa; Chordata; Actinopteri; Cichliformes; Cichlidae
Gene: atat1
Product: alpha tubulin acetyltransferase 1
Exons: 12
Coding region: 301-1614 (437 amino acids)
Biological process (GO): alpha-tubulin acetylation
Cellular component (GO): microtubule
Molecular function (GO): tubulin N-acetyltransferase activity
Source: RefSeq, a predicted model, not a curated record